Molecule: messenger RNA, 2759 nt
Organism: Aethina tumida (small hive beetle)
Lineage: Eukaryota; Metazoa; Arthropoda; Insecta; Coleoptera; Nitidulidae
Product: sedoheptulokinase-like
Exons: 7
Coding region: 542-2068 (508 amino acids)
Biological process (GO): carbohydrate metabolic process
Cellular component (GO): cytosol
Molecular function (GO): sedoheptulokinase activity
Source: RefSeq, a predicted model, not a curated record
UUUUAUAUCAAUUUACGAAUAAGCAAAAUCAUUAAACAAAACACAUAAAUAUAAUAGUACAUGUGGAAUUUAGUAAGGAAAAAAACUCGUUCUGCUGUUCCUCUACCGAGGCCGAUGUUGCAAGAUGGUGCAACGUGACACAGUCUAUUUAUAUCCGCGUCUGAACAUCGUCCCGUGGACGUAAAUAAGUAAACAGAAACUAUCAGGAAUCAAUUUGGCGUCGGUCCAAAGUCGCCUCACCUGCCGGAGAUCCGAGUUGCCGCACGUAACCCCAAAUUUAAUUCAUAAAAUUUUUCGUACGUCAUUAGAAUUGAUCGCAGCAUCCCAUCACGCCUGCACCGUGCUUUAUCUGCAUUCCGCUGCGUUGCCUCCCCGCUGUGGCGUACGCCACGGUAAAAUAAUAUUUUGGCAAUAAAACAAUAGAGCAAUUGUGACAAUAAAAUAAGGCCAAAUACCGCUUCGCAUGUGACAUCUUUCAGAGGGAGUCGCAUUCAUCAAAUAUAUUUAGAAUAUGCGAAAAGUUCACGCUGAUUAGAAGCAUAUGGUCAGUGCUAGAGCGCUUUAUGACAUUUUGGAUCAGCUUUUGAAUACCAGCCACAUGGAUUAUUGCAUUUUGGGAAUCGAUAUAGGGACCACGUCGGUCAAGGCCAGCAUAAUCACCACUAAGAACAAUCAAGUGGAGGCCCAUUAUGUUAAGGACACGCAAGCGAACAUACCCCCCAAAACGGAUUUUGGAGAGAACAAACAGGACGUCUCGAAAAUCAUAUCGGCAAUGAAUUUCUGCGUUUCCAAGUUGCCUAAACCUCUGCUUAGUCAAGUGUCAGCCAUAGGAAUAUGUUGCCAAAUGCAUGGCGUAACUUGUUGGACUCAUACUUCGAAGCGUCAAGCUUGGAACAUCGUGGAAAAGGAUAAAAACGUCAGAUAUGAUGUGAUACCAGAGAAUAUUUCGCCUCUUUACACUUGGCAAGACACCAGAUGUGAUAAGAGCUUUUUGGACAGGCUUCCUAGGCCACACUCGCACAUAAACAUUGCUACUGGUUAUGGCAUUCCCACCUUAUUCUGGCUGACAAAAUACGAGAGUCAAUUAUUGAAACAAUUCAACUGUGCUGGUACAAUAGGGGACUUUGUUGUUGCCAUGCUGUGCAAUCUGGAUAAGCCCGUAAUGUCGGAACAAAACGCAGCCAGUUGGGGAUACUACAAUUGCCUAACGGGUACUUGGAACACGGACAUUUUGACCGCCUACAAUUUUCCAAUGCAUUUACUUCCUGAAGUGGCGCCUGCAGGUACUACCGCCGGAUAUCUUACUGAGAACUGGCAUAGCAUUCCUGCUGGAACGGCUAUUGGUGUCGCUAUGGGAGACAUUCAGUGCAGCGUUUUGUCCUCGAUUCAGAGCAACAAAGAUGCCAUUUUGAAUAUAUCUACUUCGGCUCAAAUUACUUAUGUUGCCAACAAAUUUCAGCCAACAGGUGGUCCUCCAUUGCCAGGACCAGUAGAGUAUAUUCCAUAUUUCAAUCAUACGUAUGUUGCCAUUGCUGCCUCCUUAAAUGGAGGAAAUUGCUUGGCUACUUUUGUUAAAACCCUUCAGCAAUGGGCUCUAGAAUUGGGAUAUUCAGUUCCUCAAUCCAAAGUAUGGGAUAAAGUACUAUAUCUUGCAAACGAAGAUACUACAAAUUCUGAUUUAAAGAUUCGACCAACCUGCCUGGGUGAGCGACAUAAUCCAGAAAUGAAAUCUAGCGUUUAUAAUAUAACCAUGAAUAAUCUUCAACUAGGAACGGUCUUUAAAUCACUUUGUAGAGGUUUAAUAGAUAAUUUACAUGAUAUGAUGCCCAGUAGAUUACUCCACGAGGCGAAGAUUUCUCGAAUUUUAGGUAAUGGCAAAGGCCUAAUUCGCAAUCCGAUUCUACAAAAAAGCAUUGAGGAGGUCUUCCAGCUUCCAUUGGAGUUGGUACCCGGCGGAGAAGCGGCAACUGGCGCUGCCAUCGCUAUGAGUGAUGUCUUGGAAGGAUCAGUAUCUAAUCUUAGUCGAAGGAGCGAGACCGGAUCUCAAAAUAAAUUAACGCAAGUGUAAAAUAUUAAAUGAACAAAAUAGUUCAUCUUCUAGUUAAAUUAAAUUAUGAGUUGUUUUAAACUUGUCAAAUUUAAACAGCAGUGCAUAGAUUUUAAACUUUUUCACUUUCCUGCUAAAUAGAGUUUGUUUAUACUAUCUGGAUAUACAUUUAAAUUAAUUAUUCUGAUUGUUUCUUUAGGACGGAUGAAUACUAUUGAUGGAAGACAAUAAUGGAAUUGCAAGAACACAUUCUAGAAUCUAUUUUUUUUUUUUUUGUGAAUAUGUAUAUUUAUAUUAAAAUGUAUUUAGUAUAUAAUUUAAAUGAAAUAUUACAAUUUAUACACAAUUAUUUUAACCUUAAUUUACUAUUUUUAAAUGGUACUUCUCCCAUCAAUUGUUCCUAAAGUUUGGGGAAUAUCAUAAUUGAUAUUAAAGGUUUCCGUAUAAAGAUGUAUUCUAUAGAUUUAAAUACUAGUCUCUGGUAAUAGUAAAGCUUUAAAUGUAUUUAGUUAACUCAUAAACCACGGUGAAACUUAUCGCAGAAUUCCCAAACUUACUCAAUUAAUGUUAUUGUUAAGUUCAAUUUUCACCGCAAAUUCCAGUACUGAUAAAUUGCUUCUAGAGAUUAAAUUGUUUAAAAUAUUUUUAGAAAAAUAUAUACAUAUGUAAGAUAUUAUGUUAUUUGUUGCAAAUAAAAUUACCAAUCACUGAA